Pseudozyma hubeiensis SY62 is the source of this 2109-nucleotide messenger RNA. RefSeq lists its product as hypothetical. Gene Ontology annotation, molecular function: RNA binding; GTP binding; GTPase activity. The record is from RefSeq and is a predicted model, not a curated record. NCBI's taxonomy places the organism in Eukaryota, Fungi, Basidiomycota, Ustilaginomycetes, Ustilaginales, Ustilaginaceae. The coding region runs from base 1 to 2109 and encodes 702 amino acids. Gene Ontology annotation, cellular component: nucleolus. The transcript has a single exon. Gene Ontology annotation, biological process: ribosomal large subunit biogenesis.
AUGGCGACAAUCAAGACUCCCAUCGCUCCGGUUCCGACCGCGAACGACUUUCUCGAUAUCGUGCUCUCCAAGACACAGCGCAAGACGCCCACUGUCGUGCAUCCAGGCUGGAAGAUCACACGUAUCCGCUCGUUCUACAUGCGCAAGGUUAUGUUCACUAAGGACGCUUUCGCAGAGAAGCUCGACGCCAUUCUCAAAGAGUUCCCCAUCAUGGACAACCUGCAUCCCUUUGUCUCAUCGCUUCUCAAUGUUCUCUACGACAAGAACCACUACAAGCUUGCGCUCGGUCAGCUCAACACCGCAAAGCACCUUAUCGAGCAGGUCGCCAAGGACUACAUCCGUCUCAUCAAGUUCGGCGACUCUCUCUACCGAUGCAAGCAGCUCAAGCGUGCAGCUCUCGGUCGCAUGGCCACCAUCAUGAAGCGUCAGAAGGACCCGCUCGCCUACCUGGAGCAGGUUCGUCAGCACAUGUCGCGUCUCCCGCCCAUCGACCCCAGCACCCGUACCCUCCUCAUCUGCGGGUAUCCCAACGUAGGCAAGUCGAGCUUCAUCAACAAAGUCACCCGAUCAGAUGUUGAUGUCAAGCCGUACGCUUUCACCACCAAGUCGCUCUUUGUCGGUCACAUGGACUACAAGUACCUCCGAUGGCAGGUCAUCGACACGCCAGGUAUUCUCGACCAUCCACUCGAAGAGAUGAACACCAUCGAGAUGCAGUCCAUCACCGCGCUCGCACAUCUCCGAGCCGCCGUGCUUUACUUUAUGGACCUGUCCGAGCAGUGCGGCUACACUGUCGAGGCUCAGGUACAGCUCUUCAACAGCAUCAAGCCGCUCUUCGCCAACAAGCCUUGCAUCCUUGCCAUCAACAAGACCGACGCAAAGAGGCUCGCCGAUCUCGAGCCUGAGCGCGCUGCUUUGGUCCAGAGCAUCGUCGACGAGUCUGAAGGCAAAGUCAAGCUCACAGAACUCAGCACAUAUACCGACGAGGGCGUCAUGGACACGAGAAAUCUCGCUUGCGAUGUCCUUCUCGCGUCUCGUGUCGAGACCAAGAUGAAGGGCAGCAAGAUCAACGCCGUUCUCAACCGUCUCCACGUCGCCCAGCCAAAGUCGCGCGACGACGUCCAGCGUGCAGCCUACAUCCCCGAGGCUAUCGCCAACGGCUCAAUCAAGAAGUACGACGCCAAGGACCCCGAGCGUCGCAAGACACUGCGUGACGAGCAGGAGGAACACGGUGGUGCCGGUGUCUUCAACAUCGACAUCAAGCGCGACUACAUGCUCGCCAACGACGAGUGGAAGUACGACCACAUUCCCGAGAUCUACGAAGGCAAGAACAUCGCCGACUUUGUCGACCCAGAUAUCCUCGACAAGCUCGAUGCACUUGAGCGCGAAGAGGAGAGGCUCGAAGCUGAGGGCUUCUACGGCGACAGCGGCGACGAGGAAUCCAUCGUCGACGAAGAGGAAGAGGCGAUCCGCACCGCAGCUGCCGCCAUCCGCGAGCGUCAGCAGAAGGCCAAGCUCGCCGCUCAGGAUCGCAGCAUGAUCAAGAACCAGGCGCGUGUGCCACGCAAGUUCCAGGAACGCACCCUGUCGCAGAUGGCCGAACGUAUGCGCGAGAUUGGGGUUGACCCAAGCAGCGUCACUGCCCGUGCUGAGAUGCUCGCCAAGGCCAAGGGUCUCAGUGGCAAGCGCAAGAGAUCUGGUGCCGAUGAUGACGAGGACGAGGAGAUGGACGAGGACGAGGACGCAGAGGAGGCUGCCUGGGAAGACGACGAGGAGAUGGACACCGAAGAAGCCGACACGAGCGCCUCGAGGAAAGCACGCAAGAGCAACGUGGGUGGGCGAUUGCUGUCGUCAACACAGGCGCCUGUCAACCGUUCCGGUGGCCACGUGAGUGCUCGUGCAGGACCGGCGCGUGUCUCGGCAUCCGAUCGACAGCUUGCCGGUCUCAAGAACUCGGAGCAGCUCGAAAAGGCGAGGAAGCUGCGCGAGUUGGCUUUGCGACCAGGCAACUGGCACGCCAAGGCGGGAGAGUCGGAUCGUGCCAUCAAGGAGAAGAAGCCCAAGUGGCUCUUUGCCGGCAAGCGUGGCAAGGGUACUUCGAGAUCGCGUUAA